Molecule: messenger RNA, 4964 nt
Organism: Lepisosteus oculatus (spotted gar)
Lineage: Eukaryota; Metazoa; Chordata; Actinopteri; Semionotiformes; Lepisosteidae
Source: RefSeq, a predicted model, not a curated record
CAGAUUACAUAUCUGAAAACCAUUAUAGACCUACUGUAUAUUAGACAUAAGACUGUCUAUAUUACUUUAUAGGCAGUAGCCAAAAUCCAUACACAGUACCACAAUGACAGGGAUAUCAAGAUCUGGAUAGCACUGAAGAAUCGGUCAUUAAGAAUAAUUAUCCUUCACUUGCAUGUUUGAGCACAUUUGUGUUCACACACAUAUACAGUAUUCACGUUGCAUUGUGCAUAUUGCUAGUCUGUAUGAAGAUGCUGAAUUCUGGGCAGUACUUCCAUUGCCAAAAAGUGAGUGAAAAAUACACUGGAUAUAGACUGGAUACAUAGGGGCACUGCUCUUAGUCAGUAGUGUGCAAAAUAAGAGGCAUCUGUUAUCCAAUGUAUAAAGAGACAGCAUAGCUCAAGUAGUGCGCUAUUCCGUAAUGUGAUUGUUAAUGAUAAUAAACGUUAUUUUAUAUAGUGCCUUUAAAGGUGGGUUUUCAAAGCACUUUACAGAAUGACGAGAACAAAAAAAAAUACACAAUAUAUACACAAUGAGAAUACACAAGGAGAGUACACAGUAGAUGGUGAUACUGAAUACACUAGGAGCAAAGGUUAUGGCUGGGUAGUUGUAGAGGUCAGCUACAACCCCCCUCAAGCCUGUGGGCUCUCAUUAAGGGAACCCUGCCUCGUUAGAGUCUGUGUGGAAGUCUUCGGCAACAGCCCCACUCUCGGUGGCCACGUGUAUCACUCUCCUCCGACGCCCCCUCUCUCCCUCUCUCUCCAGAAGAAGCUGGGCGCCUUUGGCAAGAUGCAGGACGCUCCGGACGUGCGCGUGCCACGGGCCAAGCAGCCGGCGCAGGGGGAGGAAGAGGAGGAGGAGGAAGAGCGGGGGGAGGAGGAGGAGGAGGAGGAGGGGGAAGGGGAGGGCGCGCAGGCGAAGGAGCCACAGCCUGCCGAGACGGAGUACCUCAGCUCCAGAUGCGUCCUCCUCACUUACUUCCGGGGGGACAUCGGGGACGUGGUGGAUCAGCACUUCUCCCGCGCGCUCAGCCAGCCCGGCGGGUUCAGCCCUGACCGGACCCCCGCCUCCAGGGCCGCCCGCACCCCCGCCAGCUCCAUCUGGAAAGAGGGAGGGUCGCUGUCUGGUGGGCAGUGCAUGGGUUUCCCAGCCUCUUUCUGGAACAGCUCCUACCACUCCCAGAGCGCUCCUGGCCUCCCAGGCAUCCAGGCCGAGUUUUCCCCGGCCACUGCGUUCCACUCUCCCGAGAGCAGUGCCUGGGGGGGUCACGGACUGCCCCAUUCACCUGCCGUGCCCGACUCCUGGCACUACCCGCUGGGGGCCCCCAGCAGCCCCGGCUACCCCCACGUCCACGAGGUCUACUCCCACAUGCACCACCGGCGUGCCCACCCGGCCCACCCCCAUGCCCAUCCCAUGCUGCACCCCGCCCACGGCUCCGCCCUGGAUCCCCGCUACGGCCCCCUGCUGCUGCCCAACGUGCACCCCGCCUGCAACCCCGCCCCCCACUGUGAUGUCACAAAGAGCGAGCCGGACCCCGCCCCCACGCACACCCAGACCUGGCCGGCUGUCUUUCAUACGGCGGUGGACGUGGGCUUUGACACAGCUCCAGACCAGGAGAAAGGGAAAGCGUCAGUCUGGUUCUGAGGAGAGGGCUCGGCCUCACGCAGGAACGCCUUUGGAGCCGUCUCCUGGCCUGGAAGAGGUGUGUAGUCAAGCCGUAGGGAGAAUCACAUCCUGGAACAGCUGCAGACUUUCUCGAAUCUCGUGCAGGAGGGAAGGGAAAGACUUCCCCCUUGAGGCAAGCACAAGAAUGUAUGGGGGGAUGUCUAAAGCAAACCAGAAUGUCUGAUAUUAAUUUUGCCAUCUGGGUACUUGGGGGCUUGCAUUGUUUAAACAAUGAAAAAUUGGGAGAGAUGGAAGAGGCCUUGGGUCUCAGGCUUUGAUUCGGAGCUUUGAGCCUGGAGAGGAAAGAGCUUGUUUCACAGGAAUGCUGUUUGGAGAGAACCCCACCCUUGCCCAAUUUCAAACAGGUAUAUUUUGCUAUUUAAUUACACAUAUAUUUUUGUAAAGAAUUAGAAAAUCCUGUCGAGAGACGAGGUGUUGUUUCUUCUUGGUGGAGGUCAUCGUUAUUUUGGAGACAGAUGAAUUUUCGGUCCUAACUCUGUAAAGUUCUGUUUCAAGAGCUCGUGUCUGUUUAGCACUGGGAGGGACGUGGCGCAAUUGUAUUUUGCAGAAAUCCACUUUUUUUUUUACUGUGUUUUUUUAAAUAAGCGCAGUGCAGUGUUUCCAAGUGUUUAGUGUUAAAUAUGUUUUCUGUAAUUUACAAGGCAGGGUUUACAAGCUGACUUUGACAAACGCUUUCAGAUUAAUUUCGUGUAACAUCAAUUUGUUGAAUGGUUUGCUACAGUAGGUUGUUUUUUUUAGCAGACUUGUUUUUCAGACCUGUUUUGUGUUUCUUCUUUUUUUUCUCAAGUAUUGAAUUACAGAGCUGUUAAUCGGAACCAAAUCUAUUUUUCGUGCCUUAGUUAUGAGCUGGCUUGAAGUAAGGCUGUUGAAGCCUUGCUGUAGUGAUUUCCAGUAGGUUGUCUAUUGCUUUAAACUGUCCUUACACAGAAUCUGUGAAAAAAUUGUAUGAAAAACAGUAAUUAUAUAUUUUUACUUUGCUGCACAUGACUUGAUUUAGCAAUCUUUGGUGUCGGUGGGGUGUACAGAAUGUGUCUGAAUGAAGGUGUACAUGCACAGAGAUGUGCAUUUAUAAAGCACAAACCAAAAAUACUGCAGUCCAUCACAAGUCAAAAAGAAACCAAUUAAAGCAUGAGAAAGCUUAGUGUGAGAAACGGAGAUGGGCAGCCUACGGCUACAAUUAAACAAAAGAUGGUAAGCAAAUGUGGUUUUUAAUUUAAUUUUUCAGUUUGGUGAUGGGUUUUGUCUAUCUGAGUCUCCUUCUUUAAAUGCAACGUUUUUGUGAAUGAGUGUUACAGCUCGGUCAAAGGGCACUUUUAUCAGGUUAAGUGUUUUAAAAUGAAAUACAUAUUGGUUUGCAACAAUCGUUUACUGUGCCUUUAUAAAUCCCAUCAAUAUUGGCUGCACGUGAUGGGAAACGAUUCAUUGUUGCGGCUAUAAUCUCUGUUUGCAAAAUGGUUUUAAAAUGAUUUUAUGCAAAACGUCCAUACCCAAAAACAUUGGCUGUCUAAUUUGUGAGCACUUUAAUGCACAGCUCCCAGAUUGUCAGUGUCACCUCAGCUCAGGGCAGCAAACACGUAUCCGCAAGCUAAUACCAGAUUUAAGACUGGGUCCAAAUUCAGGACAAAGAUAAACUGCAGGAAUUAAUGUACGAAAGGUCACAAAUAAGAGUGCCACUAGGUCCCUCUAAGACAUCUGAUUAUGUCACCUGAGCUUUUCACCCAGCACUUUCUGGAAAGACACCAGGAAAUGUGGCUGGGUAGCUUGUUCCAUACUCCCACGACCCUUUGUGUAAAGUAGUGACUCCUGUCCUGACUGGAGGAUCUUAUCCAACUGUUUCUUGAAAGAAGCCAGGAUAUCUGCUUCAACAAAAUUGCUGGGAAAGUUACUUCUGAGGUGUCCUAUCCAAAACCUGUAUAAAAUUGCUAUCCUUGCAUAUCUACAGUUUGUGUAAAAUGUAAUAGUGCUGUGGAAUACUGUGGCUUUUCUCUCAUUUUUUACCUGCCUCAUGGCAGGACUCAACAUUUUUCUGUAAGAGGCAGCCACACAGAAUGAGGUUCUACAGGAUAUAAGAACCUCUCCAGAUUCUGUGACAUCGAGCCUCAGCAGAGAGACCAGACAACUCAGGGAGCAGUACAAUCUUGUCCCCACAUCAGAGAUACUUAAUUUAACGCUCCACCAGUAUUCCAGCAGACUUUUUUCUAAACGUUUGGGUCUCACUUUUCAAAGAGGUGCCAAGUUACCACAUUCAUUCCCAAUGUGUGCUUCUGUUCCUACUAGUUUUUCCAGCAGUAUUUUCCUGCCUACAAGUGGGAAAGGUAAAAUCUGGAAAAUCCAAAAAUGUUGUGUCUUAUAUUAAUUUGGGCAUUUGGCACAACUUGUGGAUUGGCCAGUGUAACAUAUUAACUCAGCAUCUCAACACUUACUGCACGUGAUUUUGCAAAGGAAGAGCUCUCUUUUUUUAUCUGAUUUGCUCUGGCUAAAUGGCAAAAGGCAUGGUUUUGCUUAGCUGCAACCUGGGUGAUUUAUUUCCAAUGGAUUCCUUAAAGAGAAUGUCCAACACAGAAAGACCCUGAGGGAUUAUUUUAUUCUAUUAAAGUUUGAUAAGGUGCUGUUUUCUGUUCAGUUACACUUGAGGCAGAUGAUAAAGCUCCCAUUGUUGCAGAACAAUGGAGAGUGUGUCAAUCUAAUUUGAUCUGUUUGUGCCUAUUGUAAUAAUACUUUUAUUUCUUUUAAUGUGUUUGAAGGGAACAUAGUCAAAUGUUAAGAACUACUGUAUCUUAAUGUAAUUUCUUGCUUUGUACUUUGCGGUUGCACUGGAGGUGUGAGAAUGAAUAGGAGGACAAGGGUCACUGGUUCACCUGUAAUUUGGUUGAAUACCCCCCCCCCAAUUGGUCAGAUUGAUUCCUCCUGUCUGUCCUUGGUCUUGCAGCAAACCAAAGUGAAGAUACUGGAGCUCAGCAAAAAAAAAAAAGGAGACAAAUUUUAAAAAACUUUUUACCAUCCUCUGUUGUAACACCAUGUUGUUCAAGUUGAUUUCAGUAUUACGUUUACUAUUUUGUGUGGUGCGUCAUGUUGUAAAGGGUUUAUUUGACAGCAUUAAGGAAAACACCUUCUCUGUCCAGCCUUGUGUUUAACGUGUCUCAUGCUUUAUUGUGUGUUCCUUGUUCUGCAAAUGUUUACGCAGUUUAUGUAAUUAUGUCGUCCUUAAUGUAUUAUUGUAUGGCCUUGUUCCUUUUGUAUAGUGAGAUGUAAAUGUCUUUUUGUCAAUAAAAUAAUUUAAG